Molecule: messenger RNA, 4182 nt
Organism: Lynx canadensis (Canada lynx)
Lineage: Eukaryota; Metazoa; Chordata; Mammalia; Carnivora; Felidae
Gene: TAF4
Product: TATA-box binding protein associated factor 4
Biological process (GO): transcription initiation at RNA polymerase II promoter; DNA-templated transcription
Cellular component (GO): transcription factor TFIID complex
Molecular function (GO): protein heterodimerization activity; RNA polymerase II general transcription initiation factor activity; DNA binding
Source: RefSeq, a predicted model, not a curated record
GCGCCGGCGAGCGGCGGCGGCGGCGGGCCGAGGAGGAAAGAUGGCGGCGGGCUCGGAUCUGCUGGACGAGGUCUUCUUCAACAGCGAGGUGGACGAGAAAGUGGUGAGCGACCUGGUGGGCUCGCUCGAGUCGCAGCUGGCGGCCAGCGCGGCCCACCACCACCACCUCGCGCCCCGCGCGCCCGAGGCGCGGGCCGCGGCCGCCGGCGCGCUCGGGAACCAUGUCGGAGCCGGAGCGGCCGUGCCGGCCGAGGGCGCGCCCGCAGCGGCGCCGGAGCCGCCCCCCGCAGGUAGAGCGCGGCGCGGCCUGAGCGCGGGCGGGCGCCGGCCGGGGCCCGCGUCCUCACCGCGCCAUCCGCUUGUCCCCGCAGGGCCCGCCGCGAAGCUGAGCGCGCUCGAGGCCGGCGCCGGCGCCGGGGCCGGGCCCGGGGCCGGGGCCUGCGCGCCGGGGGCCGCGGCCGCGCCCGCCGCCCAGCCCGCCGCCCGCAACGGCCCGCCCGGCGGCCCCGGCGCCGCGCAAACUUUGAAUGUGGAGCGCCGCGCUGGGGACCUCGCUCCGCGCCGGCCGCCGCAUGCUGUCAGCCUGCUCCACAACGGUCCCGCGCCCGCGCCGCCGCCCAAGCCCGUCCGCUGGCCGCCGCCACUGUCAUCCAGACGCCGCCCUUCCUAGGCGUCCCCCGCCGCGCCCGCGUCCCCGCGCCCCCCCCCCGCCCUCGCCCCCCUCGCCCGUCCGUCGCCCCCUCCGCCCGUGCCGCCCCGCCGCCUCCGCCGCCGCCGGCCGCCGCCAGCCUGGCCCGGCCGCCCGCCCCCCGCCGGAGCCCCGGCGGCGGCGCAGUAACGGGGCAGCGCCGCGCCCGCGCCCGCCCUCGCGCCCGCCCCGGCCCCCGCGCCCGCCCCGGCCCCUGCCCCUGCCCCGGGCCGGCCGCCGCGGCCCGGGCAGGUGGCCAAGGCCGACUCGCCCAAGACGGCGGUGCAGCCGGCGCCCGCGCCGCCGCAGGCCCUGGCGGCCAGCUGCCCGGCCGGCGCGGGGGCCGGCAUGAUCCUCGGGCCAACUAUGCAAGGAGCGCUGCCCGCCGCCGCCGCCGCCGGACUGCCGCCGCCGCCGGCCCCCGGCACCCCCACCGGGCUGCCCAAAGGCUCGGCCAGCGCGGGGCCCCAGAGCCUGCCCAGGACGCCCUCGGCCACCACCGGCGGGAUCCGGGCCACGCUGACGCCCACGGUCCUCGCCCCUCGCCUGCCGCAGCCGCCUCAGAACCCGACCAACAUCCAGAACUUCCAGCUGCCCCCAGGUAUGGUCCUCGUGCGGAGCGAGAACGGGCAGUUGUUAAUGAUUCCUCAGCAGGCCUUGGCCCAGAUGCAGGCCCAGGCCCACGUGCAGACCCAGCCUCAGACCACCAUGGCGCCCCGCCCUGCAACCCCCACAAGUGCCCCUCCCGUCCAGAUCUCUACCGUACAGGCACCCGGGACCCCUAUUAUUGCACGGCAGGUGACCCCAACAACCAUAAUCAAGCAAGUGUCUCAGGCCCAGACGACGGUACAGCCCGCCACGGCACUGCAGCGCUCGCCCGGAGUGCAGCCUCAGCUGGUUCUGGGUGGCGCUGCCCAGACAACUUCCCUCGGGACGGCCACGACUGUUCAGACGGGGACACCUCAGCGAACGGUGCCAGGGGCCACCACCACCUCCACGGCUGCCACGGAAACCAUGGAAAACGUGAAGAAAUGUAAAAACUUUCUAUCUACGUUAAUAAAACUGGCCUCAUCUGGUAAACAGUCUACAGAGACAGCCGCUAACGUGAAAGAGCUGGUCCAGAACCUACUGGAUGGAAAAAUCGAAGCGGAAGAUUUCACCAGUAGGUUAUACCGAGAACUUAAUUCUUCACCUCAACCUUACCUUGUGCCUUUCCUGAAGAGAAGCUUGCCCGCCUUGAGACAGCUGACCCCCGACUCCGCGGCCUUCAUCCAGCAGAGCCAGCAGCAGCCGCCGCCCGCCUCGCAGGCCACCACCGCGCUCACGGCCGUGGUGCUGAGCAGCUCGGUCCAGCGCACGGCCGGGAAGACGGCGGCCACCGUGACCAGCGCUCUCCAGCCCCCUGUCAUCAGCCUCACGCAGCCCACACAGGUUGGCGUUGGCAAGCGGGGGCAGCCCACGCCGCUGGUCAUCCAGCAGCCGCCCAAGCCCGGAGCACUGAUCCGCCCGCCGCAGGUGACGUUGACGCAGACGCCCGUGGUCGCCCUCCGGCAGCCUCACAGUCGCAUCGUGCUCACCGCGCCUCAGCAGAUCCAGCUGAACCAGCUGCAGCCAGUGCCCGUGGUGAAGCCCGCCGUGCUACCUGGAACCAAAGCGCUCUCUGCCGUCUCGGCUCAAGCAGCUGCCGCGCAGAAAAACAAACUCAAGGAGCCCGGGGGAGGCUCGUUUCGGGAUGACGAUGACAUCAACGACGUGGCCUCGAUGGCGGGAGUAAACCUGUCGGAAGAAAGUGCACGAAUAUUAGCCACGAACUCUGACUUAGUGGGCACCCUGACGCGAUCCUGUAAGGAUGAAACCUUUCUCCUACCAGCGCCUUUACAGAGAAGAAUCCUAGAGAUCGGUAAAAAACACGGCAUCACGGAGUUGCAUCCGGACGUUGUGAGUUACGUAUCACACGCCACGCAGCAGAGGCUACAGAAUCUCGUGGAGAAAAUAUCAGAGACGGCCCAGCAGAAGAACUUCUCGUACAAGGAUGAUGACAGAUACGAGCAGGCAAGUGAUGUCCGGGCUCAGCUCAAAUUUUUUGAGCAGCUUGAUCAAAUUGAAAAGCAGAGGAAAGACGAGCAAGAGAGAGAGAUCCUCAUGCGGGCGGCCAAGUCUCGAUCCAGACAAGAAGACCCAGAACAGCUAAGGUUGAAACAGAAGGCAAAAGAGAUGCAGCAGCAGGAACUGGCGCAGAUGAGGCAGCGGGACGCCAACCUCACCGCGCUCGCCGCCAUCGGGCCCCGGAAGAAGCGGAAGGUGGACUCUCCGGGACCAGGGUCGGGGACGGAGGGGUCGGGCCCAGGCUCGGCGGUCCCAGGCAGCUCCGGCGUCGGAACCCCCAGACAGUUCACGCGACAAAGGAUCACGCGGGUCAACCUCAGGGACCUCAUAUUUUGUUUAGAGAAUGAGCGUGAGACAAGCCAUUCACUGUUGCUCUACAAAGCAUUCCUCAAGUAGCACAGGGCGGGCGCGGCGUCGCGGAUGGAGACGCCUGGGACGCUUUUAUAUAUUUGCAGAUGACGCCUUUUGUAACAAGCAAAUGGGAUAUUGUUUAAAAAACAGCCACCUCUUUACAACGGAACAGUUUUAUAUUCCUGUUUCUAAGUCAACUCUUCAGUGCGGAAGAAAACACGUUUCUGUAACAGAGAACACAGAGGCCCGUGGGCCCUCUUAAAGGACAAUUAACUCUUAACUCAUCUUUGAUUGAGUGGCCUUCUUGCCAAACAAGCCAUAUAUAAAAACUGAUGGAAUCGUUUAGCAAAUAAUCAGUUGCCCUCUGUCACCUCGUAGCGGUUUCUACAUUAUUUGUGCGUUUUGGUUCAUUCAACCCGACUUACUGCGUAGGUGUGUGUCUACAGCGAUGACCUCAUUUCAUUUAUUUUAUUUUUGUAUUAGUCAGUUGGCAAAGCAAACUGAUUUUUUAGACUAUUUAUCUGCCCGUCCCCUCCCUCGCCAGAGUCCCCGAGGAGCCCGGAGCCCACGGCGCGCCCGCGCGGAGCGGAGCCACCUUCCUGCUCAGGAGAGGCCGUGCCGCCGGCUCCUCCCGAGCGCGUGGUCGGCACCUGUACAGACGCAGUUUAUUUGCUGUAGUUUGUAAAGCUGUAAAGUUAAAAGAAAUGAAAACCUUUUCAGCAUAAAUAUAUUUUACUUGCACUGUGUUUUUUAGCUAAAAGUGGAAACUUAGAUGAAAUAAAAUCAAAGUUGAGAAGAAUCAUCAAAAGACUGUUUCUCAGUGUGAAUCAAGUGUUGAAAAAUGGUUGGUGUAUUUUGUCAGUAAUUGUACAUAGUUUUUGGCACAUAACAUAAAAAUGGCUAUGUAAACUAUAAUUAUUUUGCUAAGAGACUGUAAGCAAAAGCUGUGGGCCGACUUCGCAGAUGUCCAGAGCAAAGCCCCUUCUUUGUACCUAUUUUUUUAUUACAAAUAUACUAAUUGGUUCUUUAUAUUUUCA